Phanerochaete carnosa HHB-10118-sp is the source of this 659-nucleotide messenger RNA. RefSeq lists its product as uncharacterized. The transcript has a single exon. The record is from RefSeq and is a predicted model, not a curated record. Lineage: Eukaryota; Fungi; Basidiomycota; Agaricomycetes; Polyporales; Phanerochaetaceae. Bases 50 to 493 code for a protein of 147 amino acids.
CCUGGCAUCUCUCGAGGAGCUCUCCAUACAGUGCGAGACAUGGCGAGGGAUGGAGCCCGAGCUCCGGAGAUACUCGGGAGGCUUCGAACAGGGCAGUCCCCACACACUAUUCCCCUCUAUUGCCGUCUUGAAGCUCAGCAAAUUGUACCACCCCGUGCGACGCGUCGACACACCUAAUUGCAUCUCAGACUUACACGUCCUUGCAUAUCGCUUGCAACGUCGUCGAAUGUCUGAGCCUGGCUCAGAGUUAACACAAGGCGAGCCGAUAGAGGUCUGGGCCACCUCUCCAGAUUUCCCCCAUAAGAGAGAAAUAAGCACGGGCGAUAAUCGCGGCAAUCCGUUCAAGAUGCGUCAUGAUAUGAAUCUGGAGGCGGUUGCUGAUCAGUCAGACGACUCAGAAGAGUCUACCGCAGCCUCUUGCACGACACCCUUCGUGACCUGGUUCUCGUCUCGAAGAGUCGGCCUUUGUCGGACGUUCCACGUAGGACCCUGAUUGUUCUGUGACCACUGUGCGCUCUAUGUCGAGGCUACAGUGAAUGCUUGAUACUGCCAGUUGCAGCGUAUUCUUUGAUGCGAGCGCUCACGCCUUCAGCCUUUGCCGACAAUCUUCAGACUUAGAGUCCAGGAACUCAAUUAUGCGCGUAUUCUGCGCAUGGGCU